AGCCAAAAAUCCGCUGGUGAGCGGAUGGAUAUAAAAACGAAAGCGUCCGAGAAGCAGGCAAGCAGUUUAGAACCAAACUCGAACGCGACACCAUGUAUUUGCUUGUGAACUUCAUCGUAGCGCUGGCCGUGCUGCAGGUGCAAGCCGGCUCCUCCUACAUUCCGGACUCGGAUCGCAACACACGCACGCUUCAGAACGAUCUGCAGGUGGAGCGGGAUGGCAAGUAUCGGUAUGCCUACGAGACGUCCAAUGGCAUUUCCGCAUCGCAGGAGGGAUUGGGUGGCGUGGCCGUGCAGGGCGGUAGUAGUUACACAUCACCCGAGGGCGAAGUCAUCAAUGUGAACUAUGUGGCCGAUGAAUUUGGCUAUCAUCCCGUGGGCGCCCACAUACCCCAGGUGCCGGACUACAUACUGCGCGCCCUGGAGUACAUUAGGACGCAUCCCUACCAGAUCAAGGACUACUACACCGGCGAGCUGAAGACCGUGGAGCAUGAUGCGGCCGCCUUCAAUGUGUACACACGCAACAUACAGGAUCAUACGAUCCCCCAAUCCCGACCGAGCACCACGCCCAAGACCAUAUACCUCACCCAUCCGCCCACGACCACGUCGCGACCUCUGCGCCAAAGACGAGCUGUUCCGACGCACUGAUGAUCGAUGGACGUGAUUCUUUGGCGGGGCAAGGGGCUGGCCUCUCCGGCGGCCAGCGGGCGAAUCUGUGAAUUUUGAUCUAAACAAUUAAUUAAGCCACGAACAAUAAAUAGAAGUGCUAAACAAACAUAA
Drosophila sechellia is the source of this 779-nucleotide messenger RNA. It is a transcript of the gene Pcp, whose product is annotated as Pupal cuticle protein. The transcript has 2 exons. The record is from RefSeq and is a predicted model, not a curated record. Gene Ontology annotation, molecular function: structural constituent of chitin-based larval cuticle. Gene Ontology annotation, cellular component: chitin-based extracellular matrix. NCBI's taxonomy places the organism in Eukaryota, Metazoa, Arthropoda, Insecta, Diptera, Drosophilidae. The coding region runs from base 93 to 647 and encodes 184 amino acids.